This is a messenger RNA of Bufo bufo (common toad), 2209 nucleotides long. It is a transcript of the gene SH3BP1, whose product is annotated as SH3 domain binding protein 1. Gene Ontology annotation, cellular component: cytosol; cytoplasm; intracellular anatomical structure. Gene Ontology annotation, biological process: positive regulation of GTPase activity; regulation of actin cytoskeleton organization; regulation of Rac protein signal transduction. Lineage: Eukaryota; Metazoa; Chordata; Amphibia; Anura; Bufonidae. The transcript has 18 exons. The coding region runs from base 74 to 1987 and encodes 637 amino acids. The record is from RefSeq and is a predicted model, not a curated record. Gene Ontology annotation, molecular function: GTPase activator activity; protein binding.
AGAGACAGCGCAGCCCUUCCGGAGGAGGAGACGACGGCCUCACCCAGCGCCCGACACCGAGGACACCCGCACCAUGAUCCAGAGGCAGCUCAACCGGAUGCGGCAGCAACUGGCCCCCCACGGCCCCGGCAGAUCACAAGAUGUCACCGAUCUCCUGACUGAGGAUCUACUGCCUGCGGAUCAGCAGGUGGACAUUAUGAAGCGAACAGCUCAUCUUGUUGGAAAGCGUCUGGCAAAUUGUAUGCAAAGUCCAGCAAGCUCAGACAUGGAGAAGAAACUGAAGAAACUCGCCCUGAUGUCUCUGUCUUUAGCUAUGGCCGACUGUAUGAAGGAAAUAGACAGCGAGUCAAGUCUUAGGAGGACGCUGGAGAUGGGCUGCUGUGUGGAGGGUUCUCUGGCCCAGGCUCUGGCCGAGUAUGAAAUGAACAUGGAAAGAGAUGUGCUGCAGCCACUGAGCAAGUUAAGUGAGGAAGAACUGCCCACAAUUGUAAAACACAGGAAACAGCUACAAAAACUCCUGACGGACUGGAACAAUGCAAGAACAAGGUUGCUUCAAGUCCAGAAGACUAUGUCCAACAACCCUGGAGGCAGUAGCGUAGUUACUGCUCCCAAGCUGGAGAGUCUGAAAGAGGAAGAAGAGGAGCUGAAGAGGAGACUGGACCAGAGCAAGGAUGAUUAUUUAUCUGAUCUUUAUCAGUUCGUCUCCAAGGAGCCGGAGUAUGAAAGCUACUUUGUUCGGCUCCUGGAACUGCAGGCGGAGUAUCACAGAAAGUCCCUGGCUCACCUGACAGAGGCGAUUGGAGAGCUGAGCGACACCUGGAAAGAGAGUGGUCAAGUGCUGGUGAAACAGCCGUCUGCAGAUGUGUAUGGAGUCUCUCUGACAACACACCUUUCCCGGUUUCACUGUGAGAUUGCUGUGCCCAUAUCUGCCUGUGUUAAACUACUGCUCAUGUAUGGAAUGCAUGAAGAGGGUCUCUUCCGAUUGGCUGCAGGAGCGUCUGUCCUAAAGAAGCUGAAGGCUCGUCUUGAUGCAGGUGCCAGCGAUCUGGGUGAAUUCAGUUCUGAACCUCAUGCAGUUGCAGGAGCAUUAAAGUCAUAUCUGCGUGAGCUUCCCGAGCCGCUGAUGACAUCAGAACUCUUCAGUGACUGGAUGAAAGCUGCCAGCAUCAAAGAGGCAGAAAAACGUCAAGAGAGUUAUAGGGAGGUUCUCCAGAAACUUCCCGAUGAAAACUACACCAACCUCAGAUAUUUAAUGAAGUUUCUGGUAAAGUUGGCUGAACAGCAUGAGGUGAACAAGAUGACACCAAGCAACAUUGCCAUUGUGCUGGGUCCCAACCUAUUAUGGGCUCACACUGAGGGGAGCCUAUCCAUAGUCGACAUGGCUUCUGCUUCUCCUAUCCUGGUUGUGAACGUGGUUGAAGGAUUGAUAAGUUGUACCGAUGAUGUUUUUCCUGGAGUUGUAGAUUUUGGGGUUCCAGAAUAUGCUGUGAAUGCACCAGCAUCUCCAGGACUGAGCGAGGUGACACCUAGAACUGAACAUGUCCCCACAGCAAGCUCCCCACUUCCAGCUGUAUCAGGCAGAGAUGCUGAAGUUCCAAGUGUUCCUCCAGAAGCUACUACCAAAAAGGUUCCUGUGAAGGGAUCGCCUCUGAUUGAGGUGGGCAGUAAUACAUGGAAUCAACCAGAGCUCAGUCCAACCACAGCUCGUAGAGCGAAACGUCUGGCUCCUCAGCGCCCCAGUGUCCCUCCGCCUAUGCAGCCUCGAGGAUCUGCCAAUAAUGAAACCUCUGAUGAACUCCAGAGCCCCCGACCCAUUCCUAGGAGGAAUUUGGGUGGCAGCCUUAAAGUACCUAACAUGCCUCCACCUAAUCCUCCCCAACUAGCCAGGCAUCCUGAUGGAAAGUCAGAUGGAGGGGAUACUGAUCCCUCAAUGAGAAAUGCUCCACAACCUCUGCCCCGGAACCGCAUUCAGUCUACAGACAACUAAAGGCGGGGAUGUUCUCCUCCUAAAACUUGUAUUUUACCCUGGUGGGGCCACAAGGAGUGUUAGGGACUCAUGGUGGAAAUACGAGGAACUGAAACAUGAUAAGGAAUGGAAUAUCUGAUCCAGUGCAGGUCCCCGUACCAGAUGUGAUUUCUAGAGACUGGUUUCCUUUCUAUAAUACAUAGGACUGGCUCCUAUGGUCAAUAAAGAGUUAAUUGAUCCUAA